This is a messenger RNA of Eruca vesicaria subsp. sativa (arugula), 1026 nucleotides long. The record is from the annotation of a GenBank genome assembly. Lineage: Eukaryota; Viridiplantae; Streptophyta; Magnoliopsida; Brassicales; Brassicaceae.
AAGUAAGAGAAAAGAGAAAAAGAAGUAGUAAUGGCUUCCUCUAUGCUCUCCUCCGCCGCUGUGGUUACCUCACCGGCUCAAGCCACCAUGGUUGCUCCAUUCACCGGCUUGAAGUCAUCCGCUGCAUUCCCAGUCACCCGCAAAACCAACACUGAUAUUACUUCCAUUGCAAGCAACGGAGGAAGAGUUAGCUGCAUGAAGGUGUGGCCACCAGUGGGAAAGAAGAAGUUUGAGACUCUAUCUUAUCUUCCCGACCUUACUGACGUCGAAUUGGCUAAGGAAGUUGACUACCUUCUCCGCAACAAGUGGAUUCCUUGUGUUGAAUUCGAGUUGGAGCACGGAUUUGUGUACCGUGAACAUGGAAGCACACCCGGAUACUAUGAUGGGCGUUACUGGACAAUGUGGAAGCUUCCCUUGUUUGGAUGCACUGACUCUGCUCAAGUGUUGAAGGAAGUGCAAGAGUGCAAGAAGGAGUACCCUAAUGCCUUCAUUAGGAUUAUUGGAUUCGACAACAACCGUCAGGUCCAAUGCAUCAGUUUCAUCGCCUACAAACCACCAAGCUUCACCGAUGCUUAAUUUCCUUUCUAAAACACUCAUAUAAUAAUCUAUACUCAUUUCAUUGCCAAUUGCCUGUUUUUAUCCUCUUUGAAUUUCUGUCUGAGACAUUUUCUAUCGGAUUGUCAAAUGUCUGAUUUAUGGAUAUAUAUGUAAUUUCUGCAUCGCUUCUUCUUCUUGGUUACUUUUUGAUGGCUAUUAGGUUUUUAAUUUUUUUCCCCAUAGGAAAACAGACAGCAUAACUUGACAAAACGGUUUAGAUAAAGUUAGUCUAUCUUAUUAAAUCAGAAACAUUAGGUUAGACCUAAUAUUUACUUUGUAAAUUUUUAAAUUAAAUAUACAUUAGAUUUCGAUCUACGCAACCGUGCGGAUUUUUGUUUUCAUUUAUCUUUUAUAAAUAUUUUAUUUUCAGUUCUAAAUUGGUAUAUAUUGUAAUAUAUAUGAAGUGUGUCUAUCAAUUUUUAAGACAUA